CAGCAGUUGAGAGCAGACCUUCGUGCUAAGCAGUGAAAAGCUCUCAGGCCCACUCUGAGCUCUGGUACAUGCAGGAGCAGCAGCAGCGGAGAAGGUGAACGACAACUCACGUGACUGUAUUGGGAUCAGACAAAAAGGCAGAGAUGAUUGAGCUGGGCCUCGCUGACGGGAGCCUGAUCGAUGAACUGAUGGAGCUGACGGCUCAGAGCCUCAGUCAGCGGGAGAUCCAGGAGCACUUCAACAUCAUCAAGGAGAUCGGCAGAGGGAAAUACGGCAAAGUGCUGCUGGUGACACACCGCUUUAGGGGGACUCCCAUGGCCUUGAAAGUGAUGCCCAAAGCCUCGACUAAGCUGCAGGGCUUUCUGCGAGAGUACUGCAUCUCCUUACACCUGUCCUGCCACCCCUGCAUCGUGGGCCUCUUUGGCAUCGCCUUCCAGUCUAAUGAGCACUACUGCUUCGCCCAGGAGCUUGUCGUUGGCAGGGACCUAUUUGCUGUCAUCCAACCAAAGGUGGGUAUUCCAGAAUCUUCAGUCAAACGUUGUGUCCUCCAGAUUGCCAGUGCUUUGGAGUUCAUCCACAGCCAUGGCUUGGUCCACCGAGAUGUCAAGCCUGAAAACAUUCUUCUGCUGGACAAUCAUUGUACCCAGGUCAAGCUGGCAGACUUUGGCCUGGCCCAGAAGAGAGGCACAAUGAUACGAUUCAUCACAGGCACCCUGCCCUACAUGGCCCCAGAGCUUUGUACCAUGGCCAUGCUGGAGGGGCAGAAAGAAGUGACUGCUCCCCCUCUGAGCGUGGAGCCAAGCCUGGACACCUGGGCCUUUGGAGUGGUUAUCUUCUGCAUUCUUACGGGCUACUUCCCCUGGGAGCGCUGCAUGGACUCAGACGACUUCUACCUGGAGUUUGCUGACUGGUGCAGAAUGGAAGAGAGACCUAUCACCGAGGAGGACAUUCCUCCUCUGUGGAAAAGGUUCACUCCAGAAGCCAUGGAGAUGUUUGGUAAGCUCCUGGCUUUGGAUGCAGGAGAGAGGUGUACAGUUGGGGAGGUGAGAGCAUAUGGAGAGAAGGACUGGCUGAAGAAGGCAUAUGGGGACGAGCAGCAGAAGACAACAGAAAAAGAAAAAGCCAGCAUCUCUAGAAAUACAUCUGUGCAUAGCAAGGUGGAGGAACCUCCUAAUGCUAAGUAACUUGCAAACCGUAUUAUUGAAUCCUCUUGAACUUCGUAAUUAUACUAUACUAUGGGCUCUAUCUUUUGAUUGUAGCACAUGAUAUAAAGCACAUGGUUCAACUUCUUUUGGGGCAUGUCCAAAACCCUUCAUGCUUGUUCAACCGCAGUUAGAAAAGAGAUCGCUGAGCCAGGUCCAUGAUUCAAAAGGGUUGUACUUUCUAAUUCAUCAUGGCUGUGUUCUGGGCCAUCUCCCAUUCCCUUUAAAAGCCAGGUAGAGAACAUCUCAGCUGGUUUAGUCUAAAACUAGGCCCUGAAUCUCAAAGGCCAAUAUUUCAUGCAAUUUGCAGUGAUGGUAAAUGGACUGAACUAGACAGCGCUUUCCUGGACUUAUCAACCACCCAUUCAAGCACACAUUUACACAGCGUUUCUAAAUGCAACGCGUUUCCUAUCACACAUCCUGAAUGGAGGCACAUUGCAUCCACACUGUAAAGUGUCCAAAAAAAGAAAAGAUGAUUUCACAGGGAUGAGUCCUUAACCAUUCAGACAUACUUUAUAUUAACGGCAACUGCAACAUGCCUGAUUCAAUUCCAGCUGGUACCCUCAGUGGCACUCCUCUCUAUCUCUUUGUGGAAGUGUAUUCUUAUCAUAUGAGUAAGUAGGAAAUAAAUGUACAAACCAUGACUUUUUAUUUGUGUUAAUGGUUAUUCUUCAGUAUUAAGCUGAGAUCAAGUCUGUGCAUCUGACAAUAUUCCAGUUUCAGCUCCUGCAUUGUUCAUAUAAUAAAAAAAUAUUUGUAAAAUUACUUGGUUCAUUUAAAUUAUUUACAUGUGAUGCAAGACAUGAAAUCACCUUGUUAACAGCAAAGAACUCUUUGUUAUACUUGUUUUUGUUGUUGACUCCUAACAAAGCAACCGAAGACCAUCUACAAUUGCAGUUCUUCAAUUACAUGAAUGAUCUGAAUAAGUGUAGUAAUGCAGUCAGUACAUAUGUUGCUGCACAAACUAAAUAAUAUUGUUGAGAGUUUAACAGUGGAAUAUUUAUUUACAUAUUUUUUCCUGACCAGCUUUAAUGUUGAUAUAGGAUUUAUUUAUCCUCUGUGUUAAUUAGAAUUUUCUGCCAGGUCAACUCGAAAACUUCUCAUAAAUUACAUCUGCACUGAUAACAUUCGCAGAUUCAUAUUUUUCUUGAGUUAUAUUUGUGAGCAUACCCAACUGUUUGAUUUUAAAACAAUAAUAUUCAAUUACGAAAUGUAUAUAAAUAAAUAGGUUUAGUAAAAAACUAUGUUGCACAGUGGGAGUCAUUGCUUGUUCUUACCGUGUCAGUAACACAGUUCACAUGAUUGUUGUAUUAUUGUUCAGAAGAUUGUAUAUAUGUUGAAAUGUAUAUACAACACAAUUCAAAUGAGUCAUCAUCAAUAAAAUGCAAUUUUCAGCCACCUUCCUGAGUUGAUAUAUUAUACUAUCUUCUGUCUCUGCCUCACUUCACUGACCUUAUUCAGCCUCUUUCCUCUUGACAAUCUGCUGCAGCUGGUUCUCCAU
Messenger RNA from Hippoglossus stenolepis (Pacific halibut), 2703 nucleotides. RefSeq names its product serine/threonine-protein kinase SBK1. Gene Ontology annotation, biological process: peptidyl-serine phosphorylation; peptidyl-threonine phosphorylation. The transcript is spliced from 5 exons. The record is from RefSeq and is a predicted model, not a curated record. The coding region runs from base 144 to 1184 and encodes 346 amino acids. Gene Ontology annotation, molecular function: ATP binding; protein serine/threonine kinase activity. NCBI's taxonomy places the organism in Eukaryota, Metazoa, Chordata, Actinopteri, Pleuronectiformes, Pleuronectidae.